AUUGAAGUUGCCGGUGAGACGUCAUCUAUGAUUUGCUUUGUAUCCAAUGAUUACAAUUAUAUAUAAUAUGGCGGGUUACAUGUUUUGAAAAGAUGUUGUGAUAGUUGAUAACAGAGGUGUUUCAGCACGAUAAUAGGUUGAAACGCAACAAGUUUACGAGACCUCAUGUGCAUAACUUCUCAGCACUGAUGAUCAGCUGUGAGGAUGAGACGUGCAUUGUUAGGACUGUAGAGUUUCCAAUCAAAGAACAACAGAAGAUGCUAUGAAGCCUCAGAGUGUGGACACAAAUGCACCACAUAAUAGAAGAUAGAAGGGAAAGAGUUCUGGUAACAUCUUUGUGCAGAAGUUUCAUAACACCAAGGAACAAAUCUGUGAAGUAUUACGGAACGCCAUCUGGGUUACCAUAGUGCUAAGGGUACAUUGGCACAGACUGCAGCGCAGUGUCAUCGUCAUUCCUCUUGUGGUCAGUGAAUUUGCACGACUGGUGUGUGUGUUUGGAGUCAUCAGAGGUAGAUAGCCACGAGUAUACUGAAGACUGGAGGGAUCCUUAAGGAAGAAGCCAGCCAAAAUCAGCAUCUACAAGGCACUUACUGGAAGAGUACGCGGCUUAGCAGCGAUUACGUGACACCGAAACCAGUGAUCGUGUGAAACUGUAAUGAGCAAUAGCUUUUGAUUAAUUUUAUGGACACUAGGAUGGAAAAUACUAAACCAGAUGUGCUGCAGGACGGUCCGCUGGACGAACAGCGGAAGGAUAACGAUAAUGUUGGAGAUGCCAAUAAUUCGUUGUCGUCUGAAGCUUCUGUUGUGGAAGACAAUCGCAAUGAAGAAGUGAAGUUUCAGAGAGACAAAGUACAUACUGAUCCUCCCGUAUUCUCCCCACUGAAGAACUUUUCGUCCCGCCCGCCAACAGAUUCAGUAGCUCAUCCUAACGUUGGGAAACCGUUGCUACUGCGGCCGUCCGUGCUAUCGGGAAGUUCCGCUGAAUUGGGAAGUGCCGCAUCGAAACCGGACAGUGGUUCCUUUUCUUCUGCAUUUGGUGUGAGACCCAUGGCGUUUUCCUUUGCGACGGCAACUAAAGAUCAGGCAGGAUCGGCGAGGCCUUUCCUUCUGCGUCCCUCGAAACUGACAGCUCCCGUUUCAGAGCAAAACGACGGAACGGGAAAAUCUGCUGCAACGUCUAGCUUAUUCGGGGCCAAGCCCUCCAUUUCUUCCGAUUUAUCUAAGGAGCCUGCUGCCGGGUCAAGUCCGAGCAAGCCCAUUUUUCUUAGGCCCUCAAAGUUGGCCGUAGCUUCACCGGAGAAGGGGUCAGAUCCCAUUGCAGGUAAUGAUUCUGUUGGAGACGAAUCAAAGACCGUCGCUUCUUCUGAGUCGGGCUCAGAUGUUGGAGACGAAACAAAUGCCACGAAAUCUGCUGUUCUUAGACCUUCUCAGCUGGCUGCUACUACGGCAGAUUUGCAGAUAUCAGAAAAAACUGCACCUCCGAAGAACCCGUUCGCUAGAGUACCCGCUUUUAGCGAAGAUAAAGAGGAGAAGGAAGAGAAAGGGUUGGGAGAGAGUGGUGAUAGUCAGUGUGCAUCAGAAACUCAGGUUUCCAGUUCGACGGCGCUCCCAAAGUUUGUUCGGCUGACCACCGGAUCGUCUGUUGUCACUCCUGUGGUGUCGGUACCACCGGUCGUCAAUCCUGUUGUGACAGUGGCAUCUGCGCCCCCUACUUUUGUGUUCGGGCAGAACUUGUUAGACAGAGUAGAAACGAAGGAAAACAAUGCAGCAACUCAACAGCAUUUAGAAUCGAAUGGAGCUAAUUCCUCCGAAAUGUUGUUCACGUCGGUGAUCAGGAAGGAGGACAGCAACGACGGAAGCAACAGCGAAGGCGCGGAGAGGCCGCCGUCCAAGAGCCUGAGCGACGCGGCGAGAGAAUACGAAGAAUCGCGGGCCGCCAAGAGGAAGUACGAGGAGGUGGCCGUGGUCACCGGCGAGGAGGACGAGGCGAACGUGGUGCAGAUGAACUGCAAGCUGUACGCGUUCGAGAAGUCCAAGGGCACGUGGGUUGAGCGCGGCCGCGGCACAUUGCGUCUCAACGACCGCGAAUCGGCGCUGGGCGCACAGUCGCGCGUCGUGGUGCGCACGGCGGGCAACCUGCGCGUCGUCAUUAACACGAAGGUGUGGGCCGGCAUGGUGGUGGAGCGCGCCAGUCCCAAGAGCGUGCGCCUCACCGCCAUGGACACGACCGGCGAGGUCAAGGUCUUCCUCGUGUCCGGCUCCCAGAAGGAGACGGAGCAGCUGUACAAGUCGCUGGUGGCCCGCGUCGAGCGGCAGCGGGCUGCUAACGCGCACGCCUCGCCGCCCGCGCGCACGGACUCGGACGCCCCGCCGACCAAUCCAGAGCCGAAGCGCGUCGCGCAGGACGCCGACACGGGGGAGCCGGCCGCGACGCUCUAGGCACUGCCUUAGCUCUCUGCUGCUAGUUAGAGUCUGCCUUGUUCGUGUCGUGGCCUAUACAUGAUCGUCAUUGUUCACAAUUCCUUUCCUUUCACACCCCCGUAUCAUAUCUGCAGAUUAACACCACCAUUUGCGCCAUUCCUUCUGACAGCUUCGUCCUAAACACUUCUUUUUUCCAGUUUAUUUACUUGUCACGGUGUGUGUAUUUAUUUAUCCGGAUAUGUGACGAUAAAUGAUCACAUCAUGUGAACAGGAAACCCCUCGUUUAUAGGUCCACGCUGCAGAAUAGCGCUUUAAAUGUCGAUGGCGCCCUCCCCCGGGUGGCAGGUUACGUAAUCUGAAUGACGGAGUCAUGUUGUUGUUAAUAAAACACCGUCUGUAGGUACUGCCUCUCUGGAUGUUUCAUUAUCUGCUAUAAUUUCGUGGAAUGCUUUUAUUGGCGUUUCGGACAAACGGGUUAUUGUGCUGAACUUGGGAUACUGGUAGCCUCAUCCUCGGGGCCCACAGUGGCCGUGCUGACGUGAAAAUGUUAAUGAGCCCUGGGCCCUCAAAUGUCAGCUUUUUGAGUUUGACUUUGUGUUAACUGACACUCAGCUGCUUUGGACAUAGUCUCCUCUAACUAACCUGUUUCCCGCGGAAGUGCUGAAGUAAAGAGGCCGCUAAAAGGCGUUACACAAUUUCUUAUUUUCAUUUAAAUAUUUUACAAUUGCAGAUCUUUGCCCAAUUUGUGAUAAUUUUUUUUUCCUUUUUUUAGCAUUUCAUUGUAAUAGAUAUAUUGGCAGCAAUGAUCGAUGUGUUCGCUAUUAUCACUCGCUUCUCAGAAGCACUGUCUUGUGUACGUGUCCUACAUAGACUCGGAGACUAGUGGCACCUAUUAAAACUUGAAGUUUGUUGCUGUCCGUAUACUUUUUUGUUCUGUGAUUUGUUUCUAUGAUUAAAUUAGGAAAUAAAAUUAUCUUGUAUGGCCUUAACAGAUGAAUGUACUGAGACAAAUAAUGUAACAAUGUAGAUGUCGUUGGCGAAAUGACAAGCAUAUCAAAUGGCGUAUUGAAAAUGAUUGUUUAUGGAAUAAAGAAAAUAAUUUUUGA
Schistocerca serialis cubense is the source of this 3527-nucleotide messenger RNA. It is a transcript of the gene RanBP3, whose product is annotated as ran-binding protein 3. Gene Ontology annotation, cellular component: nuclear pore; cytoplasm. Gene Ontology annotation, biological process: protein export from nucleus. NCBI's taxonomy places the organism in Eukaryota, Metazoa, Arthropoda, Insecta, Orthoptera, Acrididae. Bases 682 to 2439 code for a protein of 585 amino acids. The record is from RefSeq and is a predicted model, not a curated record. Gene Ontology annotation, molecular function: GTPase activator activity. The transcript is spliced from 7 exons.